Molecule: messenger RNA, 2541 nt
Organism: Morchella sextelata
Lineage: Eukaryota; Fungi; Ascomycota; Pezizomycetes; Pezizales; Morchellaceae
Exons: 7
Coding region: 1-2541 (846 amino acids)
Source: RefSeq, a predicted model, not a curated record
AUGGAAUCUUCUCAUCAAAAACCCACAUCGACUUGUCCCCCACUAGUCAAUACUGACGAAGAAAGGAGUCCAUCACGAGAGAUUAGCACCUUACAAUUUUGGAUAAAAGAUAAGCUCGACAAAAUUCCUCCCAAAUACAGUGAAUACGAUGAAGGCAUGAGGGUCAUCAAAGAUGCUAUCCAACAAGAGUUUGCUCCUCGACAUCAGGGUAUUGUAAUGCUGGCCUUAUCAAAGGAAUUCUACACAAUGGGUGUAAGCACUACAGACACUGGAGCCGAAAUAUGGUCCCGCUGGCGAUACAAAUCUCAAAAUCAAAUACCAGAAGAAAGCAGCAUAACGGGGAACAACCUUUCUAAAGUUUCACUCGCAGCUCAAGAAAUGCCAGAAGAUGAAAAUUCUGAGUCUAACCCCGAAGGAGUUUCUCAGAUUCUGCUAAAUAGUGACCCAAAUCACUGGGGGGGCCUUGUAACCCCAGCUUGGCCCCAGAGUCAUGCGAGAGCAAAGGUGGUAUAUAUCCGAUCAAAGUCUCCUAAAUCCACAAUUGAAUCUGGGGAUGAAGUUCCCAGUGAUUCAAGACUUAUUGAACAUAAGAAUGGAUCAAAGAGCCUCUCGAUAAACAGUUCAGGAUCCCUGCGUGCAUCAUCAAUUGAUAAUUUCCAUAGGGAAGGAAGUUCUUUUGAGAAUAAUACCACUCUUAUGAGACCUUAUGGAGACGUUGAGAGUAUCAUGGCCACAAAAAACUAUGAAACCAAGCCUACUACUGCUGGUUUUAAGAAGGUUAUGACCUCUUCUAAGGAUAUUUCCCCUCUGGGUGUCACACAGCCUGACAGCAAUGGAUCUUCGCUAAGACCUUUUCUCCCAAGAGAUACUACAAUUUCACGAAGUUUUGACAGCUCUCCAGGCGAUGUUGAUCCCGCUUCUGCUUGUGAGAUGUCCCGAGAGGCUAUCACGUCUCUUCGAACUUACCAGAGUUUGAGACUUAUAGUAGUACUCAUAAGUACACCGAAAAUAACUGGCCUAUCCAAGAGGCGUUCUAAACGGGCAGCUUCACCUUCCUCAGUAUAUUCAUUUAACUCCGACAGUCCCUAUAACGACCCAGAUAUCAGCAAUGAUAUGCGAUUUAAAGGUGCUCUACCAAAAGCCCAGCGUGACUAUGACGCAGCUUGGCAGAAUAAACACAUUGGUGAGGUGAGGAAAAGUUUUCAAACAAGGCAGAGUCACUAUGGUGAAAACUCAUACAAGUUCAAAUCGAGGAGCGAAAUCGGAGAAGUUCCUGCGGAUCAAGGAGCUAUAACAAAAUUUUCCAACCCCACUCAGCCUAGUUUUAUGGUUACAAAAGAGGUCAUCCAAGAAGAGGAGAUAGACAUUCUUGGCAAAUUUAAUCGUCCCACAUUUGCUGCGCACAUACCCGUUUUUGGGAAAGAUUCAACGGAUGAAAUUCAGAAGGUCCACGCCAAAGGUGACAGCAGACCCGCAUUUCUGAAGUCGUUCCGUGGAGCUGUCCACGACGGUAUCAAUAUGACAUGGAAGGGCCCCAUAAAAUCACAACAGUAUAAUUCAAAGUCUUCCUCUAAGUUUAGAACAAGACCGAUCGAAAAGAAUUCUAUCUCGGGGCCAAUGCAUGAUGGAAACCCACUUCAGCAAUCUGGUAGCAGGUCCACACCGGAUAUUUUGAACACUGCCCGUCCUAUUCCUGGGGCCGGACAAAUUUACAGUAGCCCUUUUCAAAGUAUUGGUGAAGCCUCUAAUGUCUCGUUGCUUCAACGCCCUGUAGGCGAAGAUGUCACAGAUUCCGGACGUUUACUCUGGGAAUAUGAUGGUUCAGCAGAGGACCCAAACGAAAACGACAAUACGAACCAAGUGAGACUAUACGACCCAGAGUCUAAACUGGGGAAGGCGAUGCUAGAUCCCGAAAAUCCUACAAUCUCCAUCGGUCCGUUUCAACAAGCUGCCUUGUACUCCUGGGUUGAAUGCUCGGUUGUUCAGGCUUGUAGUGACUUCCUCGGGAAACAGCAAACGUCGUUAAGAGUAAGCCUCUUGAAGAAAGAGGUCAAAAAAUGGAGGCGUAACGAGGUUAAACUUACAGACGGCGUUACUAAAAAGAGGGAUAGACCCAUUGGGUUCAUGUUCGGCAUGGAAGUCCAAUGCCGACUCCUCGAAGGAAAUUAUAAAACACUUGUUUUCUCCGGACCAUCGAAAAUGAACCCACUGCCAACAAUCACGUCCUGGAAACAAAUGAUUCCAUCCUUUUCGCCGCGUAGUUUCUGCAUCCCUGACUAUGUGAUUCUUGAGCAUCUUCGUAUGGCUGAAAGAAUACUGUGUCUCUUUGGGCCAGGAUAUUGGGACAAGACACUUUUUGAGAAGAAGCGCUCAGAUGCUGUGGAAUGCAUAAUGAACGCUGGAAAGACACAGGCGGAGAGGAAUGCGGAAGAGAAGAUGGCAAAGCUACGGAGAAAGAGGGUAGAGGCCGAAGAGGAGUUAUUGACAGAGGUGGGCAUGUUGUCGACUGCGAGAACAUCGUUUGAGGGAGCCGAAAUUUAG